AUGAAAAACAAUGAAGAUGUUGAGAUAGAUGAGUCUUUGUAUUCCAGACAAUUGUAUGUUGUCGGAAAGGAUGCAAUGAAGAAAAUGAUGAGCAGCAAGGUGCUUGUGAUGGGGCUGGAUGGGCUUGGGCAAGAGAUUGUGAAGAACAUAUGCCUGGCUGGGGUAAGUAAAGUGGGACUUUUUGAUGACAGGGUGGUUAGUGAGGAGGAUCUAUGCACUGGGUUCUACCUCCGAAGAGAAGAUAUUGGGAAGCCCAGGGAUUCCAGUGUGGUAAGUAGGUUUAGAUCGAUGAAUGAAUAUGUCGAUGUUAAUGUUGUCAGUGAGGUGAAAAGCUUUGAGGAGUAUGACGUUGUUGUUGUGUGCAAUGAGUGUUAUGGAGAGCAGAUAAGGUUGAAUGAGAUGGCGAGGAAGGACAAGUGCAUGUUUAUUGGAUGUCAAGUGAGAGGGUUGUUUUCACAAGUAUUUUGUGACUUUGGAGCGGAAUUUAUUUGUGUUGAUAGGACUGGGGAGAUACCUGUGAGUGGAAUGAUUAAUGACAUAAGCGAGGAUGGAGUGAUGACUGUUGUUGAUGGGCAGAGACACAACCUUGAGGACUAUGACAUAAUCAAAAUAACUCAAUGCGAAGAAUACGAGGGAAGGCACUUUAGGGUUAAGGUUAUCUCACCAACCCAAGUGAUGCUACAGAGCGUUGAUGGGGUCCGAAUGUUUGAAGAGGAAGCCGAGUUCAAGGCAGAGAAGUUCAAGGCGGUUUACGGAGGGGACUUUGAACAGCAGAAGAAGCCUGUUAUGAUAUCCUUCAAACCUCUGGGAAGAACUAUUGAUGAACCAAGCAUUCUUGGAUUCAACCACGAGGUUGAGGAAAGGAAUCUUGUUGUGCACAAGUGCUUUGUUGCUCUUGGAGAAUACAUGGAGCAGGAUAAACAGGAGGUUGAUGGAGAGGGAUUCCUAUCAUUUUUUGUUAGGAAGUAUAAGAGUCAUUUUGAGUUUGAAGGACUGAUAAGAUCUUUUGGAAAGCAAUGCAUGGGGACACUCAUGCCCAUGUGUUCUGUGGUUGGGGGGUUUGUAGCACAGGAGAUUCUGAAAGGGGUUGGGAGUAAGUUUACACCUUUACAUCAAUUCUUUUAUUUUGAUGCAGCAGAUGCCAUUCCUAAAGAUUCUGAGGAUAGUGGAAAAGAGUAUGGUAGGUAUGGGCCGAUGGUAAGAUGUCUUGGGAAGGAAUGCGUUGAAAGGCUCUUUAAUCUACAUGUUUUUAUGGUUGGGGCAGGAGCCAUUGGAUGUGAGCAUCUGAAAAAUAUGGUUAUGUGCGGUAUUGGGCAUAAUGGGAGAAUAAGUGUUACGGACAUGGAUGCUAUUGAGCAGUCCAACUUGAACAGGCAGUUCCUAUUUAGGUCCGGAGAUGUAUCAAGCAUGAAGGCGGAAGUUGCUGUGAGAGAAGCCAUGGCAUUGAAUCAAGACUUUCUGCAGGUGUCCAGCGAUGAGAAAAAGGUUGAAGAAAAGGGCGUUUCCGAGGUUACAAAUGGAAUGUCUAACAAUGAAUCUUCGCAAUCAAAUCUUGUUUACUACAACCUGAAGGUUGGGAAAGAAACAGAAGGGGUGUUUAGUGAUAGGUUCUUCCAAUCGGUAGACGCUGUAGCAACUGCACUGGACAAUGUGGAUGCAAGGAUGUAUAUGGAUGGGAGAUGUGUUGUGAAUAGAAAGUUUAUGGUGGAUGCAGGGACGUCUGGGACAAAAGGAAAUGUUCAAGUUGUUGUUCCUUUCCAUACCGAAAGCUAUGGGUCUAGCCAAGACCCUCCUGAAAAGUCCAUUCCCUUGUGCACAAUCAAAAACUUUCCAUAUGCGAUAGAGCACACAAUCGAAUGGGCAAGAAGUGAAUUUGAAUUCAAGUUCCACGACGAGAUACUUCUUAUAAAGGAAUAUUUGAGCAAGGAGAAGACAAACACUGAGAGUGAAAGGAAGGAGGAUCAAAGUAAUGAGAUUAUAGAGGAUGUUGUUGAAAAGAUACCUACAAAUGCCAAGGAAUGUAUUAGAAAUGGGAUCCUUCUCUUUGUGAAAUUGUUCCAUACGUCUAUCAAGAACCUUAUAACUGCGUUUCCUCCUGAUUCAAAGACAAAGGAAGGACAGGUUUUCUGGAUGCCUCCUAAAAGGGCGCCUAGAACGAUCAACUUCGACGUGAACAACGACCUUCACAUAUUGUUUGUCCAAAGCACUGCAAACAUAUUCAGCCUCAACUUUGGAAUCAAGCAGCAUAUAUCAAAGGAGAUGGUUGCAGAGUUUGUGAAGAAUGAGAUACUGGUUGAAGAGUUUUCAACCGUAGCAGACAGUAUCUGUGCAGAAGAAUCCUCGAAGCCAUAUGUGGACCCUAGUAUCAUAACACCCUGCAUUUUUGAGAAGGACGACGACACAAACUUCCAUGUAGACUUCCUGUAUGCAGCUGCCAACCUUAGAGCAAUAAAUUACAAGAUAAAGCAGGCAGACAGGCUUACUGUGAAGGGGAUUGCAGGAAGAAUAAUUCCAGCUAUAGCAACAACAACAGCUGUUGUUUCUGGUUUGGCGAUUCUAGAGAUGAUAAAGUAUGCCUUAGGUGUGGAGCAUAUAAAGCACAAGAAUUCCUUUCUUAACCUGGCUCUUCCUUUUUUUGCCAGCACAGAUCCCGUGGAGCCUGCAAAGCAAUCAUAUAAGAUUGAGAAUAAAAAAUACACAUUCACACUAUGGAACAGACUAGAGUAUAAAGACUCGAAACUGGGAACAAUCCUCAGGGCCUUUGAGAUUCAGUUCAAGAGAAAGAUAUCAAUGGUCACUGCAGAAAGUGCUCUGAUAUAUUGGGACUUCGACUCAAAGUAUGCAGAUAAUUUGGAGAAGACAGUUGGAGAGUUGGUUGAUAGAAAACCAGAUGAGCUGUUUGUUGUGCUGGAUGUGAUAACAGAUGAUGAUGAGGGAGAGUUCCCCAGGAUUGUAGUUGUCUUUGAAUAA
This is a messenger RNA of Encephalitozoon romaleae SJ-2008, 2970 nucleotides long. Its product is annotated as ubiquitin-activating enzyme E1. Lineage: Eukaryota; Fungi; Microsporidia; Unikaryonidae. Gene Ontology annotation, cellular component: cytoplasm; SUMO activating enzyme complex. The transcript has a single exon. Bases 1 to 2970 code for a protein of 989 amino acids. Gene Ontology annotation, biological process: protein sumoylation. Gene Ontology annotation, molecular function: SUMO activating enzyme activity. The record is from RefSeq and is a predicted model, not a curated record.